Molecule: messenger RNA, 984 nt
Organism: Coffea eugenioides
Lineage: Eukaryota; Viridiplantae; Streptophyta; Magnoliopsida; Gentianales; Rubiaceae
Product: probable LRR receptor-like serine/threonine-protein kinase At3g47570
Exons: 3
Coding region: 1-984 (327 amino acids)
Molecular function (GO): protein binding
Source: RefSeq, a predicted model, not a curated record
AUGUCAUCACAUGAUAGACGUGGCCUUGUCAAGUCUGAAAAUGAGAAUCACCAGCUGCACCAUUUGCAACAACUACUUAAUCUGUUUCUUGAAUUAUUUCACACUCCAUACAUGGUUAAUUAUUCAGUUCUUAAACCCACACCUGACUUUCAAAAUUCUCUGUCAAAUUUUAGUGGUGAUAUACCUCAAGAAAUUGGAAAUUUGAAUGCCGCAGUAUCCAUAGACUUGUCAGGGAAUAAGCUUUCAGGAAAUAUACUGACGACUGUCAGGGAUCUGCAUAACUUGAUUAACAUAUCAUUGGCAGAUAAUGAAUUACAAGGGCCUCUGCCUGAGACUUUGGGAAACAUGUUGAGCCUGGAAUCAUUAGAUCUAUCUCAAAAAAAUCUCACCGGAGAGAUUCCUACAUCAUUAGGAUCACUCUUGCAUUUGAAGUAUUUCAAUGUGUCAUUCAUUUACUUAAAUGGAAAAAUUCCUGCAAAUGGUUCUUUCCUCAAUUUCACGGCUGAAUCUUUUAUGUCCAAUGAAGGAUUACGUGGUGGUCCUCCUUAUAUGCGAUUCCCUCCUUGCCCCAAAUCAAGGAGAAAAAGGUUCCCCAGAGUUUUGUUCAUCUUGUUGCCAAUUGCAUUGACUGUCUUUGCUAUAAUUAGCAUAGUGUUGGUUCUCAUGAAGACUCUGCGUAGAAACCAAAGUAAUUCUCAAACAGAUCCACUCAGUCCAACAUUGCAUGAAAGAAUUUCAUAUUAUGACCUUGUACAUGCAACUAAUAUUUUUGAUGAAACAAACUUGAUUGGAAAUGGGAGCAAUGGUUCAGUUUACAAAGGGGUUUUGAGGGAUGGGAGUGUCUUGGGAAUAAAAGUUUUCAAUUUGCAAGUAGAAGGAGCAUUCAAAAGUUAUGAUGCAGAAUGUGAAGUUCUGCAUGACACUCACCAUCAAAUCUGGUUAAAGUCAUUAGUAGUUGCUCCAACAAUGAUUCUAAAGCUUUAG